AUGACUCAGUCUUAUCAGCAGACCUCAGUUCUUUCUGUCGCCAUGUUCGCUGCUAAAUCGAUUCGUUUUUAUCUGCUCCUGAUCUUUGUGGCCGUAUCUGACAUUUCCUCAUCCACUCGAGUGAAUAAGACUGUCUCGGAUGGCAAAGUUUUCAUCACUGGAGACCAGAAUGAAAUUGUUUUGUCUUCCGCCCGAGAAACGAAACUGGAAUUGGCUGAAAUUAAAAACAAACUAAAGUUGUUAAGCGAGGGAAAUGAUGUUCUGACAAGAAAUUUGAAAGCUUUGGACCAAAGAAUCUUGCCCUCUGACGAAAUACCCGGAAAAAUUGAUGCGCUGAACAAAACAAUCGAUGGCAUUGGAAUGAACCUGGAGUUAGUGAAAAAGUCGAAGGUAGAUUUGUUCAAGUUGAUUCACGCCAUGAAAUUGAGGCUAACAGGCUUGGAGAAACACGGUAAGAUUAGCUUUAUUUCUUGAUACAGAUCAGAUUACUGAAUGCCUUUACAUUGUAAUGGACUGCUCCUUACAACUUGUAAACAUUACCUUUUAAAAAAUACAGUAAUUGUACGCUUCUCAUUUGCCAAAUUUUCCGAAUUUAAAUUCAAAAGAAGGAGCACUCUCUGAGCUCCUCACGGUCUAGAUUGCAGAAAUGUUUGUUUUCAGAGUUAUUUUUGACCAAACGAAGCUUUUCAUAGGUUAUACUGAACUACGUUAGUUAUUGGGUGGAAAUCUAUUAAUCGAAUAUUAACCGCUGGUGUGGCGAGUAACCCAGUAAAUUGUACAGCACUCAUAACUGUAAUUAUUUGUGCAUCGUGAAAAAUUGUUUCACUUCUUUCAGCGGCCUCUUGGGUUGUGAUACUAAGCUUUUCACGCUUGAAAAAAAUUUGUUUGUGGAGUUGCGUGUUAUGCUCAUAAAAAAAAAAACCAACAACGACAACAUUUCUUGGAACGCUGUUAUUGUAAUCGGGGACUCGCUCGACCAAUGGUUUGAAAAAGGUGUAAGGUGACAGUUCUCCUGAAAACGUUAACUGUAAACUAUAGAACCUUUUGUUAUUGAACUACCCUUGUAACUUGCAUCAAAUCAGUAGUUACACCAAAAACAAUUAAAUCUAAAGACGAGAGCAGAAAUUUUUUUAAAGAAGUCUCGAAAGCAGCGUUGACAAAUAAAAAAACUGAGUAAUUCUACAGUUGCAGGGUACGCUCUGCAAUUUCCACGAAAAGGAACCAGUGAUUACGUCAUCAUCACACGUGGUAUGCCAAACCUGUCAGCUGUGACAGUUUGUCUGUGGAUGAAAACCGCUGAUACUAGAAAUGAAGGAACACCCCUGAGCUAUGUUGUGUCUGGAGGACGUGAGGAGCUUCUCCUGUAUAACUAUAGAAAUUUUAGGGUUUUCAUCAACAACCAUCACAGGUUUAAGUAUUCAUCUGAAGUUUUGUUCUGUUAUUAAUCACAAUAGUUGUUUUGAUUUAAUGUUGCUGUAAGCUUUAAGAUACUAAAAGUACACUUCUCGCGUUUUGCUGCUAAUUAUAGUGGUUAUACUUCUGUAUCCGCCAAUGAUGGAAAGUGGCAUCAUAUCUGCCUAACAUGGGAGAAUACCGCUGGAUCAUGGAAAUUGUUUCGAGAUGGUUCGGUUGCUGCUUCUGGUAAAAGUUUUCAAACAGGUAAAUUAUUCUUUUAGCAAUAGUCCGUAAAAUAUUAUUAAAUGUUUAGUGUGUGUAACUGCUAAUACAAAGAGGCCGAAAUGACAAAACCGCCAUGCAGGAUUCUGCAAGUUCAAAUAUUGAUUAAAAUUAACGAAGUACGAAGUGUACUUAAACUUAAAAGUAGUUUUAAAUGGAAGGCGUAGAUAGACUUAUACUCCAUAAAAACCGUUUCGUUAAACAAGGUCAGUUAAAAGGUUGUUUUCUACAUAGAAGCCACCUAAACUAAUGUUUGCUGUUCACUGUUGAAUGUUGUCAAAUACUUGAAACCCAUGAUAAAUUCAGUGUUUCAGUUCUCUUUUCCUGAUUUUCAUUUAGUUAAACCCGGUUUGCAUUUACAUUGUAACGGCCACUGAGAACGAAAGUCUCUGGGAGGAAACUGCGUAAAAUUAUCGCAGAAACUAACCGCAAAUAAUUGCGUUGUUAACUAAACCGCCUUCUGCGGAGAAAAAACGAUUAGUGAAAAAUUCCCUCCUGAAUGCUCUAUAUGUGAUUUGCAAGUAACGUUGAGAAAAACCACCCUAAGAAGCUGAAAAAGGCGAAUGAAGACUAAGGAUACUAGAGAAACCGAGAAAUGCGCAUAACAAGAAAAAUAUAGUUCGUGUAGUGUGAUCGUCCGGGUGAGUGUAGUUCUGAAAAGAACUGUUGUUGGUGACUGACGUUUCGACUAUCUGUCAUCUAGUCAUCUUCAGAGUCAAGUGAGGAGUAGUUGUCAGUCGAUGAUGUUAUAAAGUCUGGUCUGUUGAACGUGAUUGGUCUGUUUAGCCGUGAUGUGAUUGGCUGGAAGACUCGUGUAGAGUUUGUUAACAGUCAUUGGUCGGUUUCGAUCCGUCUGUUGUUUGUCGGUCUGUUUGUCGGUUUGUUCACGUCGUUAAUGAGUCGUUUGUAAGGUGCUGGUAAUUUUUGACAUCUGUUGAGAGGCGUCUGUACUAAGUUAGUGAACCAGCUUUCCAGAGUCAGUCGUUGAAAAUAGUUUGUACUGUAGGUUAAGCAUUUAGCAGAGUCCCAGUCGAUUCUGUGAUUAGUUUGUCGGUGAUGUUCAGAAAUGUGAUUGUUUACAUCGCCAUUUCUAGUUGCUCGUUUGUGUUCAGUUAGUCGCGUGUUAAGGUUUCUACCAGUCUCACCAAUGUAGGAGGCCUGGCAGUCGGAGCAUUCGAUCUUAUAAAUCGCUCCCUGUCUGUUGUUGGGUUCGUCUUUGUCUUUAAUGUUGGUCAGCAAAUGUCGUAAAGUAGUAAUAGGCCUGUAAGAAAAAUAUAACAGACAAACUCUGACGAGGUAAUGAUCAAUGAUGCCAAAAAGAUAAAUAUUUGAAAAACAUGCAAAAACCUUGACAAAAAUGCACGUCACUGUGAUGGUAAAAUUACCUAAUAAGAGAUUGUGAAAUUUAUCACUUAAAUGCUACAGUAUACGUUAUGUUAGUCACUUAAGGAUAAAGUGCAUGGUUCCCAAAAAGUAAUGCGGGGGUUGGAACAAACAGAGCGACAUGACUCACUCAAAAGGAAAAAAUGUUCUCACUUUCCAGUCUUUUUAUCAUUUCCUCCAGAUAUUUGCUUAAUCAAAGAAAAAGACAAAGUUGAAUCUUUUUUUUACUGGUGAAUUUAUCGUUUUCCUUAAUUUCUUGUUUAUCUCCCCACAGGUAACGUGAUUCGUGCAAAUGGAUCCCUGGUACUAGGGCAGGAGCAAGACUCAAAGGGAGGAAAAUUUGAAGCCAUUCACUCUUUCAUCGGCGAAAUGACAGGUGUCAACAUUUGGGAUCACGUCAUAAAAGACCGAGAAAUCGCACGCAUGUCAAAGUCGUGCCUGACGGGGGUGGGCAACGUGUUUCAGUGGCGCGAGUUCAAAGCUCACAUCAAGGGCUCAGUGAAGAUAAUUAAGCCAUCGUGCUGAAGUGAAAACAUCCAUGAUAUGAUUUGUGAACAUUGUGAAGGAUGUUACAUUAAAAACAACCUUUGAAAACUCUUUGUUGAUAAUCUGAUGUGUGCCCGUAUCUUUUCUUGACCAUCCUACCAAUGCUAAGACCAAUUUUUUUCGGUCCAUGCAAUUUUUAAACUGAGUGUCGAAAGUAACUCGGGAAUGUCUUGAUUUGGUUUUCCUAUCAAGUCAUGAGCUGCAAAACUAAAACCAUCCGCACCUUUUCUUUUCGUGUCAGUUUUUCCCUGUCAUCAUUGUUCUCGCUGGUUAAAAAGAUGCAAAGUUGCAAAAUGCAAACUUCCGAACGCAUGAUAAAGAUAUUGCACACUUCUUAGAUAAAAUAACAAAUAACUUGCUCAAUGGUGUUGCUGAAAUAGCUUUAAAAAAGGUUAAUUAGAUUUCCAGAUUUAAAACAAUCGCCAGUAAACGUGAUGGCACCAAAUAUAACGUGCCCUUCUUCUUCGUUACGAAAUGUUUCCAUUUUACAAGCUCGUAUAGCUAAUUUGCAACGUGAAGGACCAACUUUCCACACUGGUAAGGACAUUUUGUAAAUUCGUGGUAAAAUGUAUCAAAGUAUUCUUUAGUAUGAAAUUAAGAAAGACAGAUUAAAGCUGUUAAUUUUAAGGCAGCUCUACAGAAACAAAAACUUCUAAGGCAGUGUUCACACUUGGUGCCCGGGCACCAUGCCCGGGUUCUAUUCUACACCGGGCACCAAUGUGAACACACCUUUUUUCCUGGUACCCACGCCAGAAUUCGGGCACGGUGCCGGUGCCCGAGUACAAGGUCUCGACCUUGUACUCGGGCACUAAACUGGGCACUGAGUCCUUGUGUGAACACAUUUUUCGUUGGUGCCCUGGCACUUUACCCACAAACCACUUGUUUUCGUACCCACAAUUCCUUGUCCCACUCGAGAUUUCAAAAUGGCGUCCGACGGUGCAAAGUGGAGUCAGGAUGAAACUAGUGCACUUAUAGAUGCUUUCAGUGAUGCAAAGACGACAGCAGAGCCCAUGACGACAAACAAAGAUUUAUAUUCCUCAAUCAAAGGCCUCCUUGAGCGAAACAAUGACAUCCAAAGGACAGCGAAGCAGAUAGAGACAAAGUUAAAGAAACUGAAAUCCGGGUACAGCAAAUUGAAAGAUAGGAUGAAAAUAUCAGGAGCAGAGCGACCGUAUGAUUCAAAAGCUCUUUCAAGCCAGGAGAAGGCAGCAUUUCAGCACUGGGAUAAGCUUGACCGUAUUUUGGGUAGGUUGAGUUAUGUUUGUGUAACAAAUAGAAAGUUAUGCACUUGUGAUUGUCAAGUUCAAGUGAAGCAUUUGUGAACUUUGACCGCAACCUUUACGUGUCAUAACUUUGAAAAUGCAAAUAUUUAUAUGGAGGGAAGUACCUGUUUAUAUAUAGCACAUGUGAAGAUUUUAAUAUACAAAAUUUCAAUGGACUAUUAAAAUGUUAACAGAUUUGAAGAGGAAAGAAUUACUGUCAUUACCUUCUUCAUGGUGAUAAUCCUGAUAAACCACUUCAUUGGAUAAAACACAAAAAUAGCUCUUAGCCCUACUUUGGGAAUUUUCCUGCCCCAAGUAAAACUUAAACUUUCUUAUUUCAUUAUUUUCAUACACAAGGUAAACCAAAACUACUCUGUUAUAUUUAGGUGGGAUAUCAAAACAGAUCCUCUUUGAUUUUUGUUAUCAAUAAAAUGGUAUGCUUGUCAUUCAGGAACACACCCUGUUGAAGACCCUCCAGAGGAACAUUUGCUCGAAAGCUCAGCCACAGGAGAAUGUGUGGAUGCACAAUCAAAUGCUGAAGUAAGAGUAGCAGAAUCAGGUACAGAAGAACCAACUGCCGUUAUUGCAGCAUCAGAACCAAAUACAAGAACAAGUACAGCUGAAGCAAAUUCUCAGGCUACUCAUCCAUCAAAAACACCAAAGAGAAAGAGUGGUAGGGCAUGUAAACCUAAGAAAAAACCUCGCCUGUGCGAUGUAGUGGAACAAUCCAAUGAGCAAAUGAGACAGAUGCAGGAUUACAUGCAGAAUAAUUCAACUACACCCGAGGCACGAUCUAAAGAAAGAGAAGAAGACCGAGAAUUUUUUCGCCACAUGUUUGGUAUGAUGUCGCAAACUAUGAUGGGCAUGACCCAAAUGCUACUUCGAGGAGCUGGUCCAGGAUAUCAUCCACCAAACCAGGUAUAUGCUCCUCAAAGUGUCCAGCCAAACUACAGUUUUCUACCCAGUGGCAUGGGUUUUGGUUUUGAUACUCCAUCAGCAAGACCAUCAUCAUCAAGCUCAGUUACAAGUGAUCCAUCAUCAGUUGAAGAAAACGACUAUUUUACCUUAUAGAAACUAUCAAAGCAGGUGCAUGUUUCAUGACACUAAUGGUGACUUUGUUGUUAUGUUGAGUUGAAACGGUAAUAAUUCAUUUUGAAGCAAAAAACAUACUUUUUGUCACGAUGCAUUUUACACCUUAAGUUUGUUUUGUUUUGGAUUUACUAAGGUAGAAACUAUAAGCGAUUGUUCGACCUUGGUCUCUAUUGUUAGUUUGUUUGGGAAAUGUACACAAUUGUCUUUCCAGAAACAGAGCAAUCAGUAAUUUCUGGUUAGGCUGGUCACUUCAAUUUUGUGUUUUAUUUAUUGAAACUCUGUCUAUAAUAAGUUGUUGAAAAAAUACAAUAACACUUUAAUGGCAGGAAUUCAACUGACAAAGGAGUGUGUUAAUUUUCUGGGGAUAAAAUGUUAACUGUAUAGUAAAAAGCAACUGCAUAGCAAAAACAACUGUAUAGUUAAAACACAACUCUAUUUUCCAUCAAAAUAAAACACAUUACGAAUUUAACUAUAGCAUCUCAAAAAGUUGAUGCGUGGAACUGUUUUCAAACGCUCAUAAGUCAAUAUCGAAAUACAGCUGAACUGUUAAAUGGUCCUGCCUCGUCGUUAAUUCCUUUUAUUGUAAUCCGAAAGUUAAACAAAUAUGAAACCAUGCAGUUCACGUAACAUGACUUUGGUGAUCAGUCGUUGUACAAAAAAUGAGCCAAGAUAUUCCUAAUAAUAUUAGAAUUGCUAUCUGCGUCAUCAUCGUUCAGCGGAUCGGGUCGAGGUAGGUCACCAAUUUCAUCUUCACCCAACCUGUUCCACUCUUCGAGGUAGUACUCUUUUGGCUCUUCACACAUGUUGUGCAGGAUACAGGCUGUUGUGGCAUGAAGUACAACUUUAUCGAGUUCGCAUUCCAACGCCUUAAGCAGACAUCUCCAUCUCCCUUUAAGCCGUCCAAAUGCCCUCUCGAUCUGUAUGCGGGCGCGACUGAGUCUAUAGUUAAAAUGCUCUUUCUCAGGUGUGAGAUUGCUGCCUGGGUAGUUUUUCAUUAGAUGCUUGGAAAUGGGGUAAGCUGGAUCCCCAAUAAGAAAUGGCUCAAUGACGUGGUUAUCGAUAACCCGUCGCAAAUUUGAAUCAUCAGGAAUCAGUCUUCCCUCUGUUAUCAAAUUUCCUAUCUGAGAACGCCCAAACACCCUAGAAUCGUGUGCUCGACCAGGCCAGCCAGCAAAGACAUCAGUGAAGCAGCACUGACUGUCACAAACACCUUGCAAAAUAACUGAAUGGAAACAUUUCCUGUUAUAAUAGUCCGCAUGGUGGACGAGGGGGGCUUUUAUGGGUAUAUGGGUACCGUCGAUGGCACCCAAAAAUUGGGGAAAAUUCCACUUUCUCUGGAAACCAUUUAUGAUUCUUUUAAAAUCUAUUCCUCUUUGUAUUUUGCUUAUGAUGUGCAUCUUGGAACUAACCAGGAGUUUCAUAGCUUCGUUAACUUUAAUGCAUGCAGUAGAAGCACCGACUCCAAAUUUGUCUCCGAUCUCUCUGUAGUCCAGUCCUUUUCCCAGACGUUUCAGUAGCAUCGCUACAACUGUUCGUACAGGUACAGGACUACGCAGUCUCGUUACCUGUCGCUGAAGGCUCCGCAAAUCAUGCGUCAACUGUUCAAACAUAUCUUUGGAGAUACGAUAACUUUCCAGCCAUUUUCUGUCAGGAAAAUGAAGGAAUUCGUGUUCUAGAACAUUCUGAAUUCGUGGGAUUUUCCAAGCUGCUCUCCCUCCACUAUCACUCGUUUCUGCAAGGAAUACAUUCAACCUACUUGUAAUGCUAGCGCAGACUUCCGUGACGAUCCGAGAUAAUCUUCGCUUGUCGUCGUCAUCCGCGGUGUCUCUUAAAUGUUUCAUGUAGAAACACAGCAUUACAAAAUUAAAUAAGCCAUAAAAAACAGUAAGCAAGCAGAUAUACUGAACACGGAACAAACGCAUGUUGCGACUCGAACAAUUUCUCAAUAGUGAGCGUGUGCUCUGUUUAUUGAAUGUGAACAUAUCUUCAGACUGGGUACCGUGUGUCUGAACACAGCACCAUUUUGUGCCGGUGCCCGGGUACUAGUGCCCGGGCACCAAGAGUGAACACUGCCUAAGGCGACUAACGCAAGAAAGAAUAAAUUGAAAGGUUGAAUCUCUGAAGUAUAGCAUUCUUCCCUGGUUGCAAAGCCUCGAUCAUUCAAACACUCGAGGCUUUGGAGAAUUCUCACCGCGUCUUGGGCUAGCAUAACUUUCCCAACUCCCUGCGUGUUUAGAUGAUGCAAUAUAAACUCGGAAAAAUUCCUCUAUUGCUUGAUUUUUGGCUCAAUCGUUGAAUGUAGAAAGAGUUAUGGGUUUUUUUUUUUACUCUGCCGCCCUUCUUAGUCUAUUUACUCGCACGUGGCUCAGUUCAACAUUGCUGGUUCUAGCAGUAUGCAAGACAUGCGUCGCAUAUGAGCUAUGUAAUGGCCCUGCUCACUAUAGAGUUCCUGUAGCUUAACGGCAGAACAUCGGAGAAAGAAAUGCGAAAGCUAGUUUUAAAAAUGUAAAGUGCACACUGAAAGCUCAAAUGAUGCAUUUGAAACUUUCACAACUAAGGAAUUUGUUGAGGUAGGGAUGUCAAAAUAUGUCUUGUUGGCUCAAAAAUGUUGUUCCGUUUUAGAAAAUUGUCCUGGUUGUCACUCCUUUGUUUCUAGGAACAUUUGAAAUUGCCGUCACUUAUCAUCAAAGAGGAAAAAUUGUAGAACAAGAUGACAACGUUGGAAAAUAACCUGGCGCUUUCUUGUUCCAAAAAUUCCCUUCUGAUCGAUGGUCGCCAUGGGCUCAUGUAAACACGUAUGAAAACCUCAGUGUCAACAUCCCGGUCUGUUGACACGGAUUUGCUUGAAACCAAUGAAACAACUGCCAAGACUGCAAAGAUAUAUAUUUGAAUUUCAAAUAUCGGCAUCACAAUUUGUCAGCCCACAUCUAUUACGCUGUUGUUCGACUUCUAUUCAUCCCUUACGUCGCUAAUAGCUUGCAAUUCGUAGGGUUAAUCACUCGAUGUGUUAGCAAAGGUGGAAAAGUGAGAGAGAAAGAUAACAAUACUGCUCCUCUCAUGGCUCCUCUUGUAUUGUCUGAUACGUCGUCUAAUCGUACAAAUUGUAAAAACGCAUGCUUAGUUCCGAUAUUGGCAGAACAAGGCAUUUCGGAAACAGAGUAUAUACUGAACACAUUCCUGCAACCUCUCCUCCUUUUUUAUCCUCUUCUUGUAGUGUAUUUAGUAGUGUGCUACAAAAUUACGUAAUUGAAGACAACCGUCUCUGUACACAUUGAACACAAUUUUCGUCAAAAAGUAGCAUGUGAAAGGAAACAUCAAACUGAAAAACAGGAAAACCCAAACUGAAAUGCAACUAAAAAAACCAAAAAUAAAAUAAAAAAAGAGAAGGAAAAAAAUAAGGAAAGAGAGACGAUAAAUUGAAGUGCAACUGUAUAAAUGAUGUCUAAGUCACUCCUACUUGCUCACUGAAAGUCCAGUUUAUCAACUGAUGGGGCUGGUAAUCAACCGUGUCACAAGUAUCUUAUAAAACGCAAAAAGCAAACGUCAUCGUCGUCCAGAAAAAUAAACUUGUUCUAUUUACAUUUAUCAAAAUUCAUCGUGCUUCAUAAAAAAUUGCUUUGGUUUCUCUGAUGACUCAGUCUUAUUAGCAGACCUCUUUCUGUCGCUAUGUUGACUACUAAAUCGAUUCGUUUUUGUUUGCUCCUGAUCUUUUUGGCUUCACCUCAUAUUUCCUCAUCCACUCGAGUGAUUACGACCGUCUCGGAUGGCAAAGUUUUCAUCACUGGAGACCAUAAUGAAGUAGUUAUGUCUUCCGCCCGAGAAACAAAAGUGGAAUUGGCUAAAAUAAAAAACAGAUUAAAGUUAUUAAGCGAGUCGAAUGAAGAUUUGUGCAAGUUGCUCCACGCCAUCAUGAGGCUAACAGGCUUGGAGAAACAAGGUAGGAUUAGCUUUCUUUCUUGAUACAGAUAAGAUUACUAAAUGCCUUUACAUUGUAUUGGGCUGCUCCUUGCAACCUGUAAACAUUACCUUUUAAAAAAUACAAUUAAAAACAGAUUAAAGUUAUUAAGCGAGUCGAAUGAAGAUUUGUGCAAGUUGCUCCACGCCAUCAUGAGGCUAACAGGCUUGGAGAAACAAGGUAGGAUUAGCUUUCUUUCUUGAUACAGAUAAGAUUACUAAAUGCCUUUACAUUGUAUUGGGCUGCUCCUUGCAACCUGUAAACAUUACCUUUUAAAAAAUACAAUAUUUGUACACUUCUCAGUAACCAAAUUUCCCGAAUUUAAAUUCAGAAGAGGAAGCGCUCUCUGAGUUCCUCACGGUUUAGAUUGCAGAAAUGUUUGUUUUCAGAAUUAUUUUUGAUCAGACGGAGCUUUUCAUAGGUUAUGAACUACGUUAGUUAUUGUGUGGAAGUCUACUACUCGAAUAUUAACUGCUGGCGUGACAAGUAACUUAGUAAGUUGCACAUCACUCAUACUGUAAUUAUUUGUGCAUUGUGAAAAAUUGUUUCGCCUCUUUCAGCGGCCACUUGGAUGGUGAUACUAAGCUCUUCACGCUUGAAAAAAAAUGUAUUUGUGGGGCUGCAUGGUAUGCUCAUACGAAAAAAAAAACCAACAACGGCAACAUUUCUUGGAAUGCUGCUUUUGUAAUCACAAACUCGCUUGACCAUCGGUUUUAAAAAGGUGUAAGGUGAAAGUUCUCCUGAAAACGUUAACAGUAAUCUAUAGAACCAUAACCUUUUGUUAUUGAACUACCCUUGUGGCUUGUAGUUGACAGUAGUUGCACUAAAAACAAGUAAAGCGAAGGACGACAGCACAACUUUUUUAAAGAGGCUUCGAAAACAGCGUUGACAAAUAAACUAGACCCUGUGAGCAGGGUAACUGGGAUACCUCGAUGGUACUGGAUCCUUGGAAUCAAGUGUAGUGAUACUACGGGUGUCGGACUUGUAUACUGAAAUAGUGCGCUCAAGUCUGGCCAAGGGCAUACACCUAUUUCAAAACAUAGGCAUGCUAUUCAUGCAAGAGUUACUUUUUUGUAGGGUGGGUGGAUUACUUGAAACAUUGUGAGUGAUGUCUACAUUCUUACAAAAGGAGAGAAGAAUAUUAAUGUGGGAAAGAACGAAAAUGUCGAAUUACCUCGCUCACAGGUAUUUUGAGGUAGAUUAUGUGUUUUGCGAAUAAAUGUAACCAAAAACAAACUGUAUUGGUGCCACGGAUACCUAUUAGUACAAAAUGCAGACAGCAGACUGCAGACCGGAUACAAAAUAUAUACUGCAGACUGCAGAGUGGGUACAAAAUGCAGACUAAGAAUCUGAAGAGUUUUUACGUCUGGUAUAUAAUAACAUGUCAUCUUACAACUUACCGCGCGUCACGCAAUCGCUUUUCUGCGAUCCCCCUUCACGAUUAUUUGCACUACUGUGGAAUAUUCCUGGCCCAUUUCUUAAUGAAAAUCGAUCGCAAUAUUAUUACAAGCCUUCAAUAUGGUCUUCUUACUUUGUGCGCGAGUUGGUUGGUGUGAUGUCUGUACAGAUUUUACCAACGUAAUAAAAGUAAAUGACGUGAAUAACAGUGAUAGUAAAGCAAGCUUAAAAGGGCAGAAAUAGCUAGAAAAUACAACGGAUACACAGGGUAUGAGUAAGUUUUAUUGAUUUUACGAGAAAAAUGUUCAUAUUUCGAAAUAUUUAUCGUUGUAAAUCGACCAUACUUCGUUCCCUAUACUAUUCCUUAUAACGUGUUCAAAUUUCCAACAGUUCCUCUCGUAACUUAACACCGAGUCACACAACACGUGACGCGUUCAUGAAUUAAUCGUUGGCUUUUUCUCGAGACGUGAGCUUGCGCCACCUGUGACAAGACAAUUGCGUAAACAAUAUUUAACAUAAUAACAUUAUACACAAAAAAACACAGGGUUUUGGAUCACUUAUUUAUUAAAAAAGAAUAUCCAUACAACUACAAUGAAAACAAACAUAAGAUUCACCUUUCUGAUCGUGAAGUUAAUACCAUUCGUACUGUUAUCGUAGCUACGUUCCUUGCCAUCAAGUGAAUCCAACAUGUCGUCUUUCUUCACAAGCAGUUUGCAUCCACUAAAGUUAUGUUCUUCAGUCUCACGGUAGUAGUGUUGUUCAAUAGAUUGCAUAGAGUAUAUGCAGUUUGGUUUCAGAUUUCAGAUUUUGCUUUUUACAUCAAGUGAACGUUUUUCAACAAAGACAUUGGCAUACUUAGCAUACAAGGCAUUCAAGGCUUUCAAGCGUUCGCGACUCAAUCCGUUCCAAAAUUACCGCUCAUUAACAUCUUUCAGUGCGGAUUAGCCGCGAUUAAUACAACUUGUAUAUGCGUCUGUAAGUAUUUUGCGCGUUUGCGCCAUAAUGCUCCAGGAGAUCGCAAUCCAAAUACGUUGAAAUACAAAACAACUGACCGAAGAGUUUUAUAAGCAAAAAUCUCGUGAUUCGUUUUGUAACCCGGCCCUGUCCGUGUAUGACAACGUCAAUCAUCAUCAAGAUAACACGCGUGAUCAGCAUGUGGACACCUUAUUGGAUCACAGUUAGUUGUCAUGGUGUUGAGGGCCCAAUGACCUCUGGGUACUAUUGCGCAAUUUUUCCAUGUUGUGGCGGAGGAAAAAAAAAAAAAGGACGACAAAAAAACCAAAGGCAUUUUAUGACUGGGCUACCACAGGUAUCCCAGUAAAAACCUGAGUAAUUCUACAGUUGCAGGAUACGCUCUGCAAUUUCCACGAAAAGGA
Molecule: messenger RNA, 12689 nt
Organism: Pocillopora meandrina
Lineage: Eukaryota; Metazoa; Cnidaria; Anthozoa; Scleractinia; Pocilloporidae
Source: the annotation of a GenBank genome assembly